CGUUAAUGGUGCCAUAGUAUUUGUUUCGUUUUGUUUCGUCGCGGAGGCGUUAUUUCAGGCUUGCAAGCUUCAGGAAAGGACUAAGCAGGCGUCCGCAAGCCCGAUCCAUUCCUUGUUUUGCCGCACACCACCGUUCCCAGCGGAGAGCAGAGGGGAAACAGCACGGCGGAGAGGAGUGAGGAGACGGAUAACGGUACUUAGAAGAUCGGGGAUGUACAGCAAACACAGGCAGAAAAGGGUCCGAAUCGCGCCUACAGAAUGCGGAUGCAGGAUGAUUUUGUCCGUCUUAUUGCUGUACACCAUACUGGGAACUGUGAACGGACACGCCGCACAAGGGGACCGUCGAGGACAGUCCACAGUGCCACGCUGGAUCUCCCGGGGACGCACCAGACGAGAGACUGCAGCCACUGCACAGGACCUCUUCCCGGACAGCGGCGAGAUAGCGCUAACAGCUGACGGGAGGGACUUGGUGCUGCAGGUGGAGCGGAAUCAUCUCCUGCUGGGCCCGGACUUCACAGAGACACACUACUCAGAGGAUGGGCUGCCAGUGACACUCAGGCCUAAUCACACGGAUCACUGCUACUAUCACGGACUUGUCGUGGGACAUGCAGACUCCUGGGUAGCGCUGAGCGUCUGUUCUGGAGUCAGGGGACUGAUUGUUUUGAACAUGAAUGACAGCUACUACCUUGAACCAAUCAGAGGGCUGGACUCUCGUCAUCACGUGAUCUAUCACACGAAGCAUCUGGAAAUGCAGGGCGGCUCCUGUGGACACGGGCAGCAGACUGGACAUUCGGGGCUCUUUCCCAGCUUCCUUAAACCUUUGCAUCAAAGGGUGAGACGAAACGUCUGGGGCACGAAGUAUAUGGAACUUUACAUUGUGGCAGACAACAUGCUGUACAAAAGACAAAACCGGGACCUGGGCAAGACCAAACAGCGGAUCAUGGAGAUUGCCAACUAUGUUGAUAAGUUCUACAGGGCCCUUAACAUCCGGGUGCCCCUCAUCGGCCUGGAGGUGUGGACAGACCGGGACCAGUGCAUCGUCAGCGAGGAGCCCAACGCCACACUCUGGUCCUUCCUACAGUGGCGGCAGAAGCUUAAGUCCCGCAAGAAGCAUGACAACGCACAGCUGCUGACGGGAGUCAUCUUCAAAGGCACCACCAUCGGAAUGGCGCCCCUGGAAGGAAUGUGCAGCCAUGAGAACUCCGGAGGAAUCAACGUGGACCACUCCGAGCUGCCCAUUGGGGCAGCAGCCACCAUGGCCCACGAAAUCGGCCACAACUUCGGCAUGAGCCACGACAACGAGGGCUGCUGCGUGGAGGCCACUCCAGAGCAGGGGGGCUGCGUAAUGGCCGCUGCCACCGGGCACCCGUUCCCCAGGGUCUUCAGUCGCUGCAGCAAGAGAGACCUGGAAAACUACUUCCAGAAAGGUGGGGGCAUGUGCCUGUACAACAUGCCCAACAUGAAGGACUUGGUGGGGGGCCGGCGGUGUGGGAACGGCUUCGUCGAGGAGGGAGAGGAGUGCGACUGCGGAGAGCAGGAGGAGUGCACCAACCCCUGCUGCCAUGCCACCAACUGCACACUGAAGGAGGACGCGCAGUGUGCUCACGGGGUCUGCUGCGAGGACUGCAAGCUGAAACAGGCAGGGACCAUGUGCCGCGGCCCGGCCGGGUCAUGUGACCUGCCUGAGUACUGUACGGGGGCGUCUCCCUACUGCCCCUCCAAUGUCUACCUGCUGGACGGCUCCACCUGCCAAGGAGGCCACGCCUACUGCUACAACGGCAUGUGCCUGACACACGAGCAGCAGUGCCUUCAGCUCUGGGGAUACGGUGCCCGCCCUGCCCAUGACGCCUGCUUCCAGGACGUGAACGCCGCAGGGAAUGCCUUCGGAAACUGCGGCAAGGAUGGGCAGGGCAACUACGUGAAAUGUGAGAAGAGUGACGCCAAGUGCGGCAAGAUCCAGUGCCACAGUGCCGCCAAGAAGCCCAAAGGAACUAACGCCGUGCCCAUCGACACCACCAUCCGCACCGACGGCAUAGAGGUCAAAUGCAGGGGGACCUUUGUGUACAGCACCCAGGAUGGCCAGGGGGACCUGCCUGACCCAGGGCUCGUCAUGACGGGCACCAAAUGUGGAGAGGGCAAGGUGUGCCGUGACCGCCGUUGCCAAAAUGCAUCCUUCGUCGAGCUGGAGGCCUGCAUCGCGCGCUGCCACAGCCGUGGGGUGUGCAAUAGCAACAGGAACUGCCACUGUAACCGUGGGUGGGCCCCCCCGCUCUGCGAGAAGCCGGGUCUGGGGGGCAGCGUGGACAGCGGCCCGGUCCAGUACGACAGUCAGCUGGGCUUGGUGGUGGGGCUGCUCUUCGCAUUCCUGGUGCUACUACCCAGUGUCCUCAUCCUCUUCUGCUGCUGUAAGGUCAAGACCUCGCCCUACCACAAGUGGAUGUCGCAGAGGGAGAAAAAUCUCAAAGAGUGUCGGAAGGACGCGGCCGAGCAGAAGGUGAGGAACGGCCACCUGAACCCAGCCUUCCACCUGAAGCUUGUGGGGUCUUCAGGCAAGAACAACACCAAGAAGCUCCCCCACACCAGCAAAGAGGUCCUUCCACUCAGGCCACCCCCUGUUCCCAACGGCAACCAGCCCAUCAACAUCGUCCGCCCUCUACGCCCCGCGCCGUCCCCACGGGUCCAGCGGGAGCCCCAGAGUCCCCGCCCCGCCAUCCCAGUGGCCAAGCCCCCAGCUGCUCCCGCCAGAUCUCCAGAGGUCGCGCAGAAGCUAAGCCCGCCCCGGAAGCCCCUCCCAGUGAUCCCAUCUCGCGCCCCAUUGUUGGUGUCGGGGUUGCGGCCCAUUCCAUCGCCGUCGCCGCCCCAGAGGCCACUGCCGCUCAACCCCAGCCGAGGAGUGUGCCCCAAGCCUUCGGGCGAGUUGCUGGUGAUGAUGCCCCCAACCGUGGGGACCAAACAGGUGGGCACGGUGUCAGCCAUGCCCCCCUUCAAGGCGCUCAGACCCGUUCCCCCGUUUAAGCCUGCUCCCGGUGUGAAGCCAAGUGUACCCUCAUCCCCCUUCCGGAAAUGACCCGUGGAAGACAGCACAACCAGAUGGACUGCAGUCAGCCUAUUUGCACUAUAAAGCCCAUAUAGGGCCAGCGCCAGGGGGCAGUGUGGGACAGUGGUUUUUACAUGGCAAGGCACGCCGAAGGACUAAAUGCGUCCCCUCCUAGGUGUCUCGUGGCGAUGAAGGAGCCCAAUUUGCGAAACGACGCGGUUCUGCAAGGAGGAAAUUGCAGACUGAGAUACAGGCGGAUGGACUGGGAUUUCAUUGGCGCCGGUCACGUUUAUAUCUGAUUUCCCGACUAAUCCAAGCGCCACAUACAUUUCUUUAGCAUCAUCUUGUCUGUUUUAUAACGUAUAUGUAAGGUGCCAAAGAGUUGGGUCUUGUUUGUUCUGUUUACUCAUAAUGUUGCUGUACAAUGUUUUUAUGGUUCAUUACGGCUUCAGUGCUUAAUUUACGUUUUAUCCUGACGAAACUCAUCCACGCAGAGAACGUUUAGUGUCGCAAGCGAUACUUCUGGGAUAAUUCAUUGUCUUUUUACUUUUUAACGCCUUUGUCAUUCGAUGUUUACCGAAUUGUUCUCCGUUACUUUAAGCGGACUAGAAAAAUGCCUUGCGUCCAUCAGAAGAUGUGUAUGUAGGCGAUCUUGAGUCUGAUCGAUCAAGCUAGUGCACGGUAUUAACAGCUUAUGCUGGGAAUAAUCACGUCAAAUAAUCCUUUACUAUUAAUAUUGAUUAGGCUGGCAGGCAGCAUCGUUUGAGUAUCUCUACCUCAGUGCACAAGCUUCCGGCCUAGACCUUCUGCUGUAACGAAAGGUGCCGUCUACACGUAGUGUCGGGGUUGAGGUCUUGGCUGAUUUCCCUCGCAUCUUCAAUUGCCACCGUUGUUUAUUUUCCCAUAACGUGAUUUUUUUGUCCUAAGACUAAUUACAGCCAAGAAUGAAAUGUCUGCUCUUCAGAGAGGUGUCUGGCAUAAUAAUAAUAAUAAUAAUAAUAAUAAUAGUAAUAAUAAUAAUAGGCCUAAUAGUUACAUGACAAGAAUCCGUUGGAAAUUUGACUUGUUCAUAUUCUUCGUUGAGGUUACGGGAAAAUAGCUCCAAAUAUAUCCUUUAUAUACGAUGGCAGAGAUUUGAGACCUGCGUUCUCUAUGCCCCCCACCCAAACUGUCUCCAUGUGCUAACCGUCCAUCGACCGACAUCCAACGACGUCCAAAUCGUUUACUCUGGAUCCUCAUGCAAGGCAUUCUUCUACGCUGCGUCGCUCAUUUUACCGAACUCAUAGGCUGCCACAUUAUGUUGUUAAAGUCAGGAAUUAUUUCGCUGUUCCCACCGAGAUGAAGAAACCUCUUGCAGCUGGAAGGCGAAGGAGCUCUCAGAUUGGCAAGAUCUUUCCCGAUGUGUCGUAUUUUAACCAGCCAGAGAGGCGUUCUCCAAAGACGCUGAAAACACUGGUACGAGUAAUAAAUAAUGGACAAAGAAAUAAACUUUCACUUAAAAACGC
Messenger RNA from Paramormyrops kingsleyae, 4542 nucleotides. RefSeq names its product ADAM metallopeptidase domain 19a (gene adam19a). Gene Ontology annotation, biological process: proteolysis. The record is from RefSeq and is a predicted model, not a curated record. Lineage: Eukaryota; Metazoa; Chordata; Actinopteri; Osteoglossiformes; Mormyridae. Gene Ontology annotation, molecular function: metalloendopeptidase activity.